ACAUAUUAUGCCUUUAAAUCGAAAAAGAGAAAUUUAAAUUGGCAAAAUAAAUUAAUUCACAUAGCAUCGCUAAGAUUUUUCAAUAUCGUUAAGCCAAAACCACACAUAUAUAUAUAUAUAUAUAUAUAUCUCGAUUGAAUUCAUUCAUCUGUAUAGGCAAAAGAAAUCUAGCCCAUACGAACUAGAAUUGGUGACAGUGAAAGCUUGCUGUUAAAUUUUGACAGUUGACAGCUGUAUUUGAUUUAAAGUUUAUUUUUGUUUGUUUACAACUUCCAAGCUUAUCGACAGAACAAAGUUUAUAAAUAACUGCUGGUCAAAUGUCAAAUCAGAUUAGACGUUCCUUUUCUUCACCGACUGCGAUAGUGUUCUCCUUAAACCAGUUACACCAGUGUACAAUUUAACACAUAAAUUACAAAAACGAAACAAAAUGAGGUUGUGGUUAAUUCCAUUGUUAUUAAUAAAAUUAAUAAGCGCAACGCCUACACCCAUCGUCUUGUGGCACGGCAUGGGUGACACAUGCUGCAUGUCCUUUAGUCUUGGUUCCUUCAAAAUAUUCCUAGAGAAGAACAUACCUGGUGUUUAUGUUCUGUCUCUCCAAAUUGGCAAUAAUACUGUUGAAGAUUUUGAAAAUGGAUAUUUCAUGAACCCGAAUCUCCAAGUUGAAUAUGUAUGUGAGAAGUUAGCGGCCGAUCCAAAACUAUCAAACGGAUUCAAUGUCAUGGGUUUCUCACAGGGAUGUCAGUUUAUUCGAGCUGUAGUACAAAGAUGUGGUCAUAAACUACCACAAAUUAAAAACAUGGUGUCUCUCGGAGGUCAGCACCAAGGCAUCUAUGGCAUACCUCAUUGUGGUGCCUUGAGACACGAAACAUGUGAUGAUGUGAGGAAGCUACUCAAUUACGCUGCAUAUAACAGCUGGGUACAAAAUUCACUGGUUCAAGCGACAUAUUGGCACGAUCCUUUAGACGAGCGGACAUAUGAGGCAAACAGCGUAUUUCUAGCGGACAUCAACAACGUGAGGACCGUCAACAAGACGUAUAUACAGAACUUGAAUAAUCUAGAAAGAUUCGUGCUGGUGAUGUUCGAUAAUGAUAGCAUAGUGCAGCCGAAGGAGACGGAAUGGUUCGGUUUUUACGCUCCGGGACAGGCCGAGAAAUUGGUAUCGUUAAGGGAAUCUAAGAUUUAUUUGCAGAGACGUCAGAUAAAACUGUUAUAAAACCCGUUAAAAAAAAUACAAGAACAACAUCGUAUAAUAAAAUCAUAGAGAUUGCUUAGUUUCUGGAGGCUCAUAGAAUUCUCUAUGGUCUGCUAACAUAGAUCCUAUUUCUGCCGCCAAUCAUUGGUACAAUUAUGGCAAUUAUUCUAAUAUAACUAUAAUUUUUUAAUUUCAAUUACAAAAUGGAUAGAGAUUCAUUCCUCAAUACGAACUUUGUAUAUCAAUAUCAGGUCAGUUUUAAAGACACUAAAAAACCAAAUUCAUAUAAUUCACGUAUGUGUUGGACAUUUAAAUCCGCCCAAAGCUGAAAGGUUAUCAAAAGUGUUCAUUAAGCAUAAUAUUUAUAAUUUAUACAUAAUAUGACUCGACUGUUUGCCGGUGUUUUUAAUAUAUAAAUACCCGUAAUAUAGAGAAUCUUGGUUUGAGGCAUACAUAUCACUCUCUGUAAUAUAAAGAAUCUUGGCUUGGGGUCAGGGAACCGUUUGUGAUUCUUCUAUGAUUAUAUAUAAAUAAUUACUAGAUAUCAAAUACAUAAAUAGUCCUGACAGCUUAGAUGGAGAUUUGUAAUGAAGAUCACGACAGCCAUUAAUAAAAUUCGAUUAAGUCCUUUCUCAUGUUGCAAAGGGAGGAGGCCCAAACGGAAUCUACAAGGGUACGUUUGGGCUCCCAGGAAUAUAUUUGAAACACAAUGGGCCGUGGACUCAAUCAUAUCCAUAAAAUAAUACUCGUUAAAAAAUAGUUGAAUAAAAAAAAUUAGAAAAAACCAAGAUGUUUUUUUAAAAGAAAAUACAAUUCAUUAUAUGUCACGACAGGAUCGACUCGGCCUCAAGAAAAUGGAUAAAGCGGGAAAAUUAAUUUUCUUAUCAACGCCUGGCGACCAUCUACGUUUCACAGAAGAAUGGAUGAUCAAAAACAUAAUUAAACCUUAUCUUUCUAGUUAAUUUUUUAUUUAUGCUCUAAGAGUUCAGGGCGAUGACGCGCCCUCAAUUAAAUACUCUGCUUAUCUUGUUAAGAACCUGAUGAAUAAAGAUUUUAUUGGUGUUAAAA
This is a messenger RNA of Bombyx mori (domestic silkworm), 2260 nucleotides long. RefSeq names its product palmitoyl-protein thioesterase 1 (gene Ppt1). The transcript is spliced from 5 exons. The coding region runs from base 428 to 1213 and encodes 261 amino acids. Gene Ontology annotation, molecular function: palmitoyl-(protein) hydrolase activity. Gene Ontology annotation, cellular component: lysosome. The record is from RefSeq and is a predicted model, not a curated record. Lineage: Eukaryota; Metazoa; Arthropoda; Insecta; Lepidoptera; Bombycidae. Gene Ontology annotation, biological process: protein depalmitoylation; receptor-mediated endocytosis.